Paramecium tetraurelia is the source of this 960-nucleotide messenger RNA. RefSeq lists its product as uncharacterized. The transcript has 3 exons. The record is from RefSeq and is a predicted model, not a curated record. Gene Ontology annotation, cellular component: nucleus; RNA N6-methyladenosine methyltransferase complex. Gene Ontology annotation, molecular function: mRNA binding; methyltransferase activity. Lineage: Eukaryota; Ciliophora; Oligohymenophorea; Peniculida; Parameciidae.
AUGCAACAAAAAUUGAAUGAUCUGUGUAAGCAUUUUUUAGAUACAAAUGAGCGGCCGUAGAAUUCUAUAAAGAAAUACAAGCCAGAAGAACGUUUUGAAGAUUAUCCAAAAUCAAAAGAACUGAUUCGAUUAAAAUCUGAGUUGAUAAAGAAACAUAAUCAUCCCCCAAAUUAUAUCAAGGCUGAUUUAAGAACAUUUGAUUUGUAAUAGUUGGGCAAAUUUGAUGUAAUUCUAAUCGAUCCACCCUGGGCAGAAUAUGCCAAGAGAUUGAUGUAGGCAAACAUGUAGGUUAAGGAGCAUCAAUAGUCUUGGACAUUAGAGGAAUUAAAACAAUUGCACAUUGAUAAAAUUGCAGACAUUCCAAGUUUCAUCUUCUUAUGGUGUGGAUCUGAACAUUUGGAUGAUGGCAGAGAGUUAUUCAAAACCUGGGGAUUCAAAAGAUGUGAAGACAUUGUUUGGUUGAAAACUAACAAAGAUCAUUCAAAAUAAAAUUAAUAUGUUGCAGGAUAAGAUUACGGAGACAAUUUAUUUAGAAGAGUCAAAGAACAUUGUCUGGUGGGUCUCAGAGGAGAUGUAAAGAGAGCCUCAGAUCAACAUUUCAUUCAUGCCAACAUAGAUACGGAUGUGAUUAUAACAGAAGAGGAAGUCAUGGGAUCCACAAAAAAACCAGAAGAAUUGUAUGAGAUUAUAGAGAGGUUUUGCUUGGGAAGAAAGAGAAUUGAGUUAUUCGGAGAAAUACAUAAUAUUAGAGAUGGUUGGUUGACAAUUGGAACAUAACUAAGAGAUACUAGACAAAUGCCAUAACAAUAUAAUUCUUAUUUCUAAUAAGAACAAUUUAGUGAAGAAAAGCCAUUCAUGGGUCCUAGGUAUUUAUAAACAACGAUUGAAAUUGAAAAUUUGAGACCAAAAUCCCCUCCAAAAGAGUAAUAGUAAUAAUAACCACAAACAUAUUUUUAUUGA